AUGGCCCAAGCGCGAGUCUCCUCGUCGGGAGCGCACUUGUCGUAUUCCACGCCGCCCAGCCCACUCUCUCUGGACGGCAAGCCGCACUCGCUGGAAGGUCGGGUCGGCAACCAGUCGCUGGAAGGUCGGGUCGGCAACCCCCCUCACGCGCGCUCGCAGCAAGUCGCUGGUGUGGCGGAGGCGGCAGAGCUGACGGCGGAGCUAGGCGCGAUGGGCGGAGACGAGGAUAUGGCGGAAGAGGGGAGCAGCGAUGGCGGAGGGGGGUUGGAGUGGCGGCGAGUGGUGGCGAUGCUGAUGUCGGACACGAAACACGCGAUGCACACUGUGGAUAGCGUCAUGGGCGGGCAGGACGAGCAGCAGCAGCAGCAGCAGCACCACCAUCAGCAGCAGCAGCAACAUCACGACGAGAUGCGAAACCAGGAGCUGUCGUACCAGCAUGUUGGUACGCAUCAAGAUCAGACUCAGCUUUAUCAGCAUGAUCACAAGUUACAGGACGAUCACGAGAAACAGCACCCGUGGCAGCGGCUUGAGAAUGAGACUGCGCAGUGUCAGCAUCCCAAAUGGCAGGCGACCCCAUCCGCCUCAUCUCCGCUCAAGCUCGUUAUACCCAUCCCUCGGCACCACGUGGAGACCCGCGCCGCAGCGACUACCACAGCAGCACACGUCGGCGAUGCCAUGGCCGGACCAGCCUCCAGCGAUUGGCUCACGGCCCACCAACUCCAAAGCCCGUGUCGACAGCUUCAAGUUUCUCCUGCGGCAACUCCCGUGUUCUCGACUCCUGGCCGCGACCCACCACUGCCUUACGAUCCAGUCGAAAUCGCCAGCGACGGUAAGCCGCGCCGAGUCCCGGUUCGACACUGCGAAAGGAGCCUCCAGCCGCUCAAGCUGUCGCUGACUGAAGCUCGUCCGCAUGACCUGCUUGGCUCGGAGCAGCCCGCGUCGGAGGGAUCAUGGCGAAGCAAGUCGAAGCGGCGCGAGGAACUAACAGUGGGGUCACCUCGCGCUCAAGUGAUGUCGUCUGGCGUGCAGAUGGUGUCGCCUGGCGACGGGAUCGCGUCGCCUGCCAGCCUGACGGUCUCCCCUGGCGUUCGGAUGGCGACGUCGCCUGGCCUACAGUCGCCGCCAACGAUUCUGCUCGACGACAUGAGCGCACGGAGUGGGCGAAGCGCGCCGAAGCGAAGGCGCGGGCAGUCCGGUUCUUGGGAGGCUCGCGGAAGCAGCGCUUCCCCAGGUGGCAAUAGAGCGGCAGUUGCGGACGAGGAGCGCCCUGCAGUCACCGCGUCACCCGCCGCUCCCGCCACCCCAUUCGAGGGGCCUGAUUGGCUGCACCACCUGCACUCGGGCAAGCUGCAAACGCUCCCCAUCAUGCUACGGAUGGAGACGACCAAGGAUCGCAUUUCGCUACUACGACAACUCGUCGCACCUGCACUAACGAAGGGAGACACGGCGACGGUGCUUGGCGAAGUCGAACAGUUUGUGAGGGCAGUCUACGAGAAGCUCAAGGAGAUCAGCAACGGUCACGAGCAGCACGUCGCGUUUCCCGCCAAAGGGAAUGCCGAGGGGUG
This is a messenger RNA of Closterium sp. Naga37s-1, 1565 nucleotides long. The record is from the annotation of a GenBank genome assembly. NCBI's taxonomy places the organism in Eukaryota, Viridiplantae, Streptophyta, Zygnematophyceae, Desmidiales, Closteriaceae.